Molecule: messenger RNA, 739 nt
Organism: Rubroshorea leprosula
Lineage: Eukaryota; Viridiplantae; Streptophyta; Magnoliopsida; Malvales; Dipterocarpaceae
Source: the annotation of a GenBank genome assembly
AGGGUAGCAUUAUAUAUAUAUAUAUAUAGAUAUGUGAUCAUAAUUCAUAAGAUUUGUAGUUCAUGCUUACAAACAGGUUCCCGAAGGUUGCAGAGCUUCUUAGUGUUUGUUGGUUUGACAUCCAUGGGAGGAUUAAAACUCGCAUGCUGUCUGCAAAAACACAUUAUAAGGCUUACCUUGUGUUCAAACUGGGGCGUGAAUCUUACGGAUUUACAGAUGAACCUAUAGAAGCCACUGUUCGACACGGUAACACUGAAGUUUCAAAGCAAACAGUAUAUGUGCAGCGCCAAGGUGGAAUCAUAGGUGGUGGAGCGAGGGCAGAUGAUUGGUUUGAGUUGGAAUUGGGUGAAUUGCCCAAUAAAGGAGGCGAGGAUGGUGAAUUGAAAAUACGUAUCUUUCGGUUUGAUGGCAGCUGGAUGGGCGGUGUCAUUAUUCAAGGCAUCGAGAUAAGGCCAAAUUAACUAGCAGGAUUAAGAUUUUUUUUCACCUUGUGUGUUUCUAAACCCCUUUUAGAUUUUGCCACUUGGACUUUAUCAGAUAAAAUCUCCUUUUUAAAUGUGAUCCUCCCCUAUCUUGCCAAUUGCCAUUAUCUUUUUCUGUUUCAAAAGAUAAUUACUCUAUAAAACAUUAUCUUUACCUCUCCUAUCUUACCAACUCAUGUGCUGAUCUGUCAUGGGACUCAAGAUCCGAAUCUGACAUGGCUCCAAACUCCUCCAGCCAAUAAAAAUUUUACACAUGG